Ylistrum balloti is the source of this 1498-nucleotide messenger RNA. RefSeq names its product lysosomal proton-coupled steroid conjugate and bile acid symporter SLC46A3-like. Gene Ontology annotation, cellular component: membrane. The record is from RefSeq and is a predicted model, not a curated record. Gene Ontology annotation, molecular function: transmembrane transporter activity. The transcript has 4 exons. Bases 1 to 1458 code for a protein of 485 amino acids. Lineage: Eukaryota; Metazoa; Mollusca; Bivalvia; Pectinida; Pectinidae. Gene Ontology annotation, biological process: transmembrane transport.
AUGACCAGUAAAAGAGAAAACACCCCUCUUCUGUCAACACUCGACUUGGAUUCAACCAAAUUUUAUACAACGAAUGUGACAUUAAAAACCGUGACAUCAAUUACAGGGAGAUAUUACCUAAUGGUCCCUUGUAUCCUGGUCCACUUUUUCUCUUACGUGUUUUAUAAUUUGGUUACUACACAGUAUUUGUACGAUUUCUUUGCGAGAAAACUGAUAGCAAAUGUAACAGCAACGGAAAUUAAUCUUGAUGGAUCCCCAUGUACUAUCGUAGUAGAUUCCUUGUUGUACCACCAGCGAACGUUGAUACAAAAAGACACGACGAAAGCGUCCCUCACUUUUGUUAUAGUGGGUUGUGUCCCAGCUCUCUUCAUGGACGUCAUUAUAGGUGUAUUGAGUGACCGGUAUGGCAGAAAAUUAUUCGUAAUUAUCUCCCUUGUGGGAACGUUAGUUAAGAUAAUAAUGACCAUGGUUGGAAUGCAUUACAAAGUGGAUGUCCACUACUUUUUAGUAUUUAUUGCUGUCGAGGGAUUCGCUGGUGGAUGGUGUGCUGUCAUUUCGCUUGGAUUCGCCUACGUUUCGGAUGUGACGUCAGUAGGCAAAACUAGAACGUCAUCUAUUGCCCUAAUUGAAAUAUCAAUUGGACUAGGUUUAGUAAUGGCUGGUGUCCCUUCCGGUUAUUUGAUCGACGGAGUAGGUUUCGUCUAUGCUAUGAUGGUAUUAAUGUUGCUAAAUGUAAUCAAUAUAUUAAUAAUGUUGUUUUGUCUGCCGGACACGGUAAAUGAAACGAAUUGUGUAAAAGGCAGUUCCCUCAGGCUCUUCAAGAGUUCUUUUACUUUCUACACCCGUGACACAUCCGCAACAGCGAAACGCUGGAAGUACAUUACGUGUAUUGCUAUCUUCAUUUUCUUUAACUUCAGCGCACUCAGUCGUCAAACAAUAGAACAGUUAUACCAACUCAAUGCUCCAUUCUGUUGGAAUGCUGUUAAAAUCGGCUGGUACUCAAGCCUAAGUGACUUGUUGCGCAAUGUGGUUGGUUUAGCCGCCAUCCGAGGUCUUCAGAAUUACAUCUCGGACGAGUUAAUGGUGGUCGUGAGCGCGGUGUCAGGGUGUUUUGCAUAUCUGUUGGAAGCAUUUGCUGUCAAUGAUGCCAUGCUGUUUACUGUGCCUUUGGUUGGUGUAUUCUCCAUGGUGACCGACCCAAUCCUGAGAUCCAUUAUGUCUAGGAUGACACCCUCCGAUAGACAAGGAGCUCUGUUUGCUGGCUUGGCUAUGGUACAGACUUCGUGUACUAUCCUGGUGGAUGUGAUGACCAAGUCUGUGUACCUUGCUACUGUAGACAUUGCCCGAGGUUCAGUCUUCUUUUUGUCCGCAGGAUGUUGCGUCUUCGUUCUAAUCCUCUUUGUGAUAUUCGCAUUGGUGUCAAGGAAGUCGGGAAAGCAAAUGACUUUGAAUGAGUGAUACGUCCUCUUCGCCGUUGUUGUGACAGGAGCGUAUGAUG